UAGAAAUGGGGAGUAAGAUAGAGAAUAAUUUCUUACUUUGGACAAUCGUUUCAGUGUUAGCUCUUCAAAGCUUGUCAACUCCAGCUUCUUGUAGCCGGAGGAUUCAGGAGGGACUCUCUGAGGAGAAGAACUAUUAUGGUCCUAGUACUCCAUAUAAUGGAAGCCCUCACAAACAUUCAUCAUCAAAGUCUCCUUCCUGUCCCACCCCUAGCGGCGGCAGCAGCGGCCACGGAACUCCGACGACGCCCUCCCAUGGAAGCGGAUCAGUACACCACAAUACACCUCCAAGCUACGGCGAUGGUGGCUCCCCUACCUCACCUACGCCAGCGACAACUUUUCCCUCUCCGCCGACGACCACCAUUCCCUCUCCAUCGGCGGAUUAUGACCACAGCGGCCCACCUUACCAUCCUGGCACAUGCAGCUAUUGGAGCGCCCACCCCGACAAGAUUGUAGCAGUGAUUGGCUAUUUGGGCACCGUGGGAGACAUUUUCGGCGCUGGCUGCGUCUUUGCGUUUGGAGGAAAAAAUCCCACCCUUCAUGACGCUAUCGCUAACAAAGAUACCGACGGCUUCAGUGCCCUCCUAAGAGAAGGAACAGCCGCCCUUCUCAACUCUAUUGCGUGCAAGUCCUUUCCAUUUACUAAACAGCAGGUUAAGAGUUCCUUCGCUGCAGCGCUUGUCAACGCCGGUGCCGCUGCUGCACAGGCCAAUGUCUUUAAGUCAGCCAAUGCGGGCCUAUACAAAAGUUAAUUAGUUUAUUAAGUCAAUCCGGUUAUCUUUAUUUGCAACGCGUUGAUCUGUUUUGUCUUGUCUUGUCUUAUCUAUGAUUUGCAUGUUUGAUUAGAUCUUGUGUACGUUAAUGGUGUGGUGAA
This is a messenger RNA of Dendrobium catenatum, 871 nucleotides long. Its product is annotated as protodermal factor 1. NCBI's taxonomy places the organism in Eukaryota, Viridiplantae, Streptophyta, Magnoliopsida, Asparagales, Orchidaceae. The record is from RefSeq and is a predicted model, not a curated record. Bases 6 to 749 code for a protein of 247 amino acids. The transcript is spliced from 3 exons.